This is a messenger RNA of Arachis stenosperma, 855 nucleotides long. RefSeq lists its product as uncharacterized. The record is from RefSeq and is a predicted model, not a curated record. Lineage: Eukaryota; Viridiplantae; Streptophyta; Magnoliopsida; Fabales; Fabaceae. The transcript has a single exon. Bases 1 to 855 code for a protein of 284 amino acids.
AUGGUUGAGCAACUCCCACAUACGCCUUCUGAACUUCUUCGGAUGGUGACCGAGUUACAACAAGCCAACCAGUGCAUGGCGGAAGAAAACCAGAGAAUGGCAAAUCAGAUUGCCAAUCUGAAUAAUGCUCGGAUCGAAAAUAACAAUGACCGACAAGAGCGAACAGAAGAAGCUAAGCAUCAGUCUGAACCGACGCACGUUUUUGAAACUGCUCGGUGUGAAGAUGAACAACCUGGGUACAAUGAAGAAGCUCGGCAAGAGAAUGAAAAUGACGAUCUAGAAAACUCACCUGGACCGUUCACGGCCGAAGUAAUGAACUUCGUACUACCCAGAAGGUUCACUCUACCAACCACCCUAGCCCCCUAUGAUGGGUUAGGUGAUCCGAAGAAAUACAUAAAAAAGUUCAUCUCCAUAAUGAUAGUAAUCGGUGCAUCUGAUAAAGUUUUAUGUCGUUGUUUUCCAUCUUACUUAGACGGUCCUGCACUUGAUUGGUUUUGUUCUUUGCCUGCAGGUUCUAUUUCUCAUUUUCGAGACCUAUCAAAUCCCUUCGAGGAACAUUUUGCUGGAUCAGCCAUCUAUCUCCAUGAUUCUGAUUACUUGAACACAAUCAAACAAGGCCAGCAUGAAAGCCUUAGAGACUACGUGACGCGCUUUACAAAGAUAGCCAUGAGUAUACCAGAUCUCCACCUCGAGGUGAAAUUGCAUGCAAUAAAGAGCGGACUCCGACUAGGAAAGUUCCAGGAGACCAUCGCUGUGGCCAAACCUAAAACUAUGGCCGAGUUUCGUGAAAAGGUGAAAGGUCAGAUUGACAUUGAAGAACUCCAACAAGCUCAGAAAACAGAGAGACCACAAUAA